CCCCGGCCACGCCCCGUGACGUCAAAGCGGGCGGGCGCGCGCGGGCCGUGCCGGCGGAGGCGCGCCCGGGAGCGCAGCGGGGCCGGUCCCGGUGCUGCCGGUGUCGGAGCGGGCGCAGGCUGGUUCCCCGAGGUGACACUGGGGUGCCCAUCGCCGGCAGAGAGGCCAUGGCCAUGUAGUGCCCGCCGGGAGCGGAGAUGGCAGCGCAGAGGAUCCGGGCGGCCAACUCGGGAGGGCUCCCGCGGUGCAAGUCCGAGGGGACGCUCAUCGACCUGGGCGAGGGCUUCGCUGAAACCACGCUCUGCGACGUCAAAGUGCCUUCUCCCAGUGCCUUGCUGGUGGACAAUCCCACGUCCUUUGGGAACGCAAAGGAAGUCGUAGCAAUCAAGGAUUACUGUCCUACAAAUUUCACCACCUUGAAGUUCUCCAAGGGGGACCACCUGUACGUGCUGGACACGUCAGGAGGGGAGUGGUGGUACGCCCACAACACCACAGAGAUGGGCUACAUCCCAUCCUCCUACGUGCAGCCCGUGAACUACCGCAACUCCUCCCUCACGGACAGCGGCAUGAUCGACAAUCUGCUGGAGAGCCCCGACGAGGGCGUCAAGGAGCUGGACCUGCUCGGGGAAUGGACUGAUGCAAAGAGAAACUCUGCCAAAUCCUACCACAACAACCCCUUCCUGAACGGAGUGCAGACCAACCCGUUCCUGAACGGGAAUUUGCAAGCAGCGCCCGGCUCAGACAAAGAGUCCAACUCCAGCGUUGCCGUGGAUUUGUUGCUCUUCAACACGGCGGCUCCCACAUCAGCUCUUCCCAGUGCGGCUGCCAACAGCAGCCUGGGGAACCUUUUUGAUGAGUUUCCCUCCACAAACAGGCUGGAUGUGGAACAGCCCGUGAGAAGGGACAACCCCUUCUUCCGAAGCAAACGCUCCUACAGCUUGUCCGAGCUGUCUGUCCUUCAGGCCAAGUCGGACGCGCCAGUGUCGUCAUGUUUCUUCAGUGGUUUGAAGUCUCCCACCCCUGAGCAGUUCCAGAGCAGGGAGGAUUUUAGGACAGCGUGGCUGAACCACAGGAAGUUGGCUCGGUCUUGCCACGACUUGGAUUUGCUUGGCCAGAAUCCUGGCUGGGGUCAGACGCAACCAGUGGAGACCAACAUCGUGUGCAAGCUGGACAGCUCCGGUGGGGCCGUCCAGCUGCCGGACACCAACAUCUGCAUCCACGUGCCUGAGGGCCACGUGUGCCCCGGGGAGACGCAGCAGAUCUCCAUGAAGGCCAUGCUGGACCCACCACUGGAGCUCAACAGCGACAAGUGCAGCACCAUCAGCCCCGUCCUGCAGAUCAAGCUCAGCAACAUGGAGGUGAAGACCUUCAUCAUCCUGGAGAUGAAGGUGUCGGCGGAGGUCAAGAACGACACCACCAGCAAGAGCCUGGUGGGGCUGCAAUGCCUGCGCAGUGAUGUAAAGGAGGGACCAUACACGCCGAUGCAGCUGAGCUAUUCCUACGGGGACACGAUCCAGGUGCAGCUGGAGAACCUGGAGCCCUGCAUGUACAUCGCAGCCGUGGCGCAGGGCCAGAACAUCCUCUACCCUUACACCGUGUGGGAUUACAUCAGCAAGAAGGUCACAGUGGGUGUCUAUGGCCCCAAGCACAUCCACCCUUCCUUCAAGACCGUGGUGGCCGUGUUCGGCCAUGAGUGCGCGCCCAAGACCCUGCUGGUCAAUGAGGUCACCAGGCAGUCCCACGGCCCAGCUCCCGUCGCCCUCCAGCUCUGGGGGAAGCACCAGUUUUCCCUGUCCCGGCCCCAGGACCUCAAGCUCUGCAUGUUCUCCAACAUGACCAACUAUGAGGUGAAGGCCAGCGAGCAAGCCAAGAUUGUCCGGGGCUUCCAGAUGAAGCUGGGCAAGGUCAGCCGCCUCAUCUUCCCAAUCGUGUCCCACGACCCCAAUGAGCUCUCAGACUUUACACUGAGGAUACAAGUCAAGGAUGACCAGGAUGCCAUUCUGACCCAGUUCUGUGUCCAGACGCCACAGCCACCUCCAAAAAGUGCCAUCAAACCUGCGGGGCAGAGGCGGUUCCUCAAGAAGAAUGAGGUGGGGAAGAUCAUCCUCUCCCCUCUGGCUGCCACCGCCAAGUAUCCGGUUUUUCAGGACCGGCCGGUGUUGAGCCUGAAGUAUGGGAAGCUGCUGAAGACGGUGGUGAGGCAGAGCAAGAACCACUAUUUGCUGGAGUACAAGAAGGGAGAUGUCAUAGCCCUCCUCAGUGAGGAGAAGAUCAGGUUGAAAGGCCAGCUGUGGACCAAGGAGUGGUACAUUGGCUACUACCAGGGGAAGAUCGGCCUCGUGCAUACCAAGAACGUGCUGGUGGUCGGGAAGGUCAAACCCAGCUACUUCUCUGGGCCGGAUCUCACCACCAGCCUGCUGCUGGAGCAGAUCCUGAGGCCCUGCAAGUUCCUGACCUACAUCUAUGCCUCUGUGAGGACUCUGCUGAUGGAGAACCUCAGCAGCUGGCGCUCCUUCGCCGACGCCCUGGGCUACCUGAACUUGCCGCUCACGUUUUUCUGCCGGGCGGAGCUGGACAGCGAGCCGGAGAGAGUGGCCUCCGUCCUGGAAAAGCUGAAGGAAGACUGCAACAGCGUGGAGAACAAGGAGAGGAAAUCCUUCCAGAAGGAGCUGAUGAUGGCCCUGCUGAAGAUGGACUGCCAGGGGCUGGUGGUGCGGCUGAUCCAGGACUUUGUGCUGCUGACCACGGCCGUGGAGGUGGCCCAGCGCUGGCGGGAGCUGGCCGAGAAGCUGGCCAAGGUGUCCAAGCAGCAGAUGGACGCCUACGAGGCCCCGCACCGCGACAAGACGGGCACGGUGGACAGCGAGGCCAUGUGGAAGCCGGCGUACGACUUCCUGCUCACCUGGAGCAGCCAGAUGGGGGACAGCUACAGGGAUGUCAUCCAGGAGCUGCACACGGGGCUGGACAAGAUGAAGAACCCCAUCACCAAGCGCUGGAAGCACCUCACGGGCACCCUGAUCCUCGUCAACUCCUUGGACAUGCUGCGGGCAGCUGCCUUCAGCCCCCAGGACCAUGAGGAUUUUGCCAUCUAGCCCGUGUUUGUCCUCUUCUCCUUGGCUGGGAAUUUUUUUCCCCUGUGCUUCUCCCCCCGCGCCCCCAACCCCGCCUCCCUUUUCUUUAGCAGUUGACUUGAAAGAGAAGGAGUGGAGGUUGCUCUCCGCUGGGUUUGAAGAGGCCAAAGUUUGCAAGUUCUUCACCAGGACUGGAGAUCAGCAGGAGAUAUCCCACCUUGAUGGAAAAUUCAUCUGGAAGGGGGAUGGCUUUUCAUCCAGUUAAACUAUUUCUUACUAAACAAAAACACUUUCAAGAGGGCAAGGGGUGGGGAGGGAUCCCAAAAGAGAUCACGUUUUCUAGGCAUUUACAAAUAAAAGUCUAAUUUUUGUAACGAGCAGUAAAAGUUGUCACCACUUUGGGGAGGGGUGGGGGAAGCUGUUGCUGGUUUUAGGUUGUAGAAACUGCUUUGAAAUGAUGAGGUUUGAGAGAAGUAUGAGUAAUACAUAUUUUAAGAGGAAGCACAGUUAAUACCCUUUCCCCCCACCACAGGCAGGUUUUGAGCUACCAGAUGUGACUAAAGGACCAUAAGGAACUUGGGCUGUCCCCAAAUUUGGGAUGUGCUCAGCCCAAACAGCACCUAGCACCAAAAGAGACCUUUUUAAAGAAUUAUUUUAUUUUAUUCACCGGCCCUGUGAGUAUUUUGGUUGAUUUUUGGGUUAUUUUCAUGUCUCUGCAGACGUGGAUUUUCUUGUUUGUGGCAAGGGAGUUGUCUGUUCCUGUUUUUUAACCAGGAGGAACUUCUUCCCACCUGGAUGGGGUGCAGGACACCUCUGGAAGAAGCUGGAGGUUUGGGGCUUGCCAGAGACCUCAGGAGGAUGGUGAGAGGGAAUCAAAUUUCCCAGGUGCUCCUGGCCAGAAAGGGGGAGAAAAUUGUUGCCAUCAAGAUAAUCCCUCUCCAGGCAGAAAAAAAAAAAAAAAAGGAAGAGAGAAUCUUUCUCCUAAUUUGAAAUCUGAGCUCACUGGGGAUGUUCCAGGUGCUCUUUGCCAUUGAUUUCUAAUUCUUCAAGCCUCCUCAAAUCCCCUUUAACUUGUAAAUAAUCUUUUCUAUAAACCUGGUGCCAAGAAACUCAGUAUUUGUGUCACCGAGUGCCUGUAUUAUUUUUCUCCUGUUCCUUUAAAUCUGAGUUUUUUUGAACGACUUCCUUUCCUCCUUCUGCUCCUCAGCCUUCCGAUAUUUCAACUGGGAGGGAAAUAUUUUUGCACAGAAAGAUUAUUUUAAGUGCAAAGGCUCCUUUUAGUGAAAAGCUGCUACCAGAGGACGUGUAAAGGUUUUUAAAGGAUGAUUUUUUUUUCUUUUCAGGUUAAUUUAAAAAAUAACAGAAGAAAAAGAGUAGGAAGGUUUUAUUCCUGUUGUUAAUGGUCCCUUUUUUAAAGAAAAAAGAGUUUUUCGUGAGAAAAAAAAUCCAAUUAAAGCUGUUACUCUCCA
Messenger RNA from Prinia subflava (tawny-flanked prinia), 4540 nucleotides. It is a transcript of the gene SH3BP4, whose product is annotated as SH3 domain binding protein 4. The coding region runs from base 198 to 3092 and encodes 964 amino acids. The transcript has 5 exons. Lineage: Eukaryota; Metazoa; Chordata; Aves; Passeriformes; Cisticolidae. Gene Ontology annotation, molecular function: protein binding. The record is from RefSeq and is a predicted model, not a curated record. Gene Ontology annotation, cellular component: cytoplasm.